Messenger RNA from Misgurnus anguillicaudatus (oriental weatherfish), 2348 nucleotides. NCBI's taxonomy places the organism in Eukaryota, Metazoa, Chordata, Actinopteri, Cypriniformes, Cobitidae. The record is from RefSeq and is a predicted model, not a curated record.
UUAUUAUUUCUGAUGACUGUGAGUUUGUGUUUUUGCUCUUGUGUAUAAAGUUUCAUCUUAUAUCAGUAAAAGGUUCAGGUGUAGAUUUGAACACAAGGUGGCGUUUUAUAUAGUGAUGCUUUAUAGACGGUUUCAUCGGACGCACGUGAUACAUGUCUGGAUCCGAACCUUACUUCCGGUUUUGUUUUUUUAAUGGUCAGACUAGUUGCUAAACUGAUCUCUUGAACAAAUGCCUCGUCCAAAAUAACAAAUGUUUUGGUUUCCUAGGUAAUCUACAUGUUGUUGUUUUUGCUUGUUAUAUAAAUAAACUACGUUUAAAGUACUUUGUGGUUAUUUAUUAUUAGCGGAGUUUGCCGGAAGUUACGUGCGGACCGCGACAGCCGCUUUUUUAUGUUGUUACUGCUGAAAAAAAAACAAAAUGUUGUUACUGCUGAAACCGUCUAUAAUCUGUUUCUGGCUAGAUGGGAUACAGCUACGACCAAACCUCGCGAGAUGUUGGGUUUGGGGGUAGGAUUAGAAUGAAAACACGAUUUCACGAUAUUUUGGCCGUAGCUGUGUCCCUUCUAGCCACAACUUUCUCCCCUGAUUGUCUUCAUGUUGCUUCAUGUGUGAUGAAGUUUUGACUCGUGUUAAGGUAAACAUCCUUUAAAAUGAAUAUUUCAGAUCUUGUACAAUUUAUGAAUAUAUUUAAACAGGAUUUGAAUGUAAUGAAGUUGUUUUUAAAGUCCCAUGACUCUGAAGGAGCAGCUGCAGGUGUUUGUAAGUGAACUUCAUCUCUUCACCACUAGAGGACUCUAAACUAAACUGUGUAAUUAAACUACAUUCAAAACAUCUCUAGUUAAAGUCUUAUCGCUUCUUAUUGAUUUGUUCAUCAGUAGUUGAUACCUUUAGUAAUUUCAGUCUUCACCUUUGACUUUUAUAACACAGACCUUUGUGACAUAAUGAAUGUAGACACAAUUGGCUAGUACAGAAUAAAUAUAAUUCACAAAUAUAUAGAUGCUAUGUACACAUGUGCACAUUAAAUAAAUAUUGAAUAAAUAGUUGCAGAUUUAUAAAGACAUUUUUUUUUGUAAAAUUUAGCAUUGGUUGCAAGGUCAAAGCAUUAAAGUGAUUAUUAGACAUUCAUGUCUUUGGAUAUCAACGUUAAUAUUUCACAAAGCUCACUGUGAUAGCACUUUGUGUAAAAUUAAAGCUGGACAGGAAAAUGGUUGUCACAUAUCUGUUCACACCACUCAAAUGCACACACAAACAUCAACUAACAGACAACCACACAUCUCACGUCCACCAACACAACAAAACCACAUUACUUUCCACCUAUUGAAUGAUGUUAUAACUCAUGCAGAAGACAAGUUUUAACUUUCUUUUUUACUUGAAUCCAUUUAAAAACAAAGCUUUAUUUCUACUUAAUAUUUUAAAGCAAUAUGUUGAUGAUAUCACAUUUAACUAGUUUAGUGCAGGAUGAUCAAAUGAGUUUUAGAGAGAUGACGUGUGUGUGAAACUGAUGGUGGUCUCGUUCAGUUGUUUCAUCUAACGGAAGUCGGUAGCAUCGACCACAUCACACUCAUAUUGUCUUUUAAACUAAAGUAAGACUUUUACAGCCUUCUGAAGUGAUGAAGAAAAUGUUUGACAUGUUUGAUUUUCUCUGUUUGUGCUUCUGCUGUCUGAUGGGUGUGUUUGGUGAUGAAGUGAAGUCAGUGUCAGUGAUGGAGGGAGAUUCUCUUACUCUACACACUGAUACUAAACUAAAGAGAGAUCUGAUCGAGUGGAGGUUUGGACCAAGCAAAACUUGUAUAGCUAAAAUCAUUAAAGGACUCAAUAAGAUCUCAAUAAAUAUUGAUGAUUUUGAUGUGAGAUUCAGAGACAGACUGCAGGUGAAUAAUCAGACUGGAGAUCUCACCAUCACAAACAUCACAACUCAACACGCUGGAGAUUAUAAAAUGAGCAUCAGUGGCACACACAAAAUCUCAAACAGAUUCAAUGUUACUGUCUAUGCUCGUCUGCCCGUUCCUAUCAUCUAUAGUUACUGUCCACAAAACUCAUUAUCAAUCUCAAAUUGUUUAUUAUUGUGUUCAGUGUUGAAUGUGAGAGAUGUGAGUCUGUCCUGGUACAAAGGAAACAGUUUAUUGUCCAGCAUCAGUGUGUCUGAUCUCAACAUCAGACUCUCUCUACCUCUGGAGGUUGAAUAUCAGGAUACAAACACAUACAGAUGUGUACUCAACAAUACCAUCACAAACCAAACUCAACAUCUCAACAUCAAUCAUCUCUGUCAGACGUGUUCAGGUGAUGUUUGUGUUUAUUUACUGAAUCAUUUAUUUAAUAGCAGAUUAUUCAACUUUAUUGUCUAUUAA